AUGUAUAACAACAUCGGGCUUCCUACCCCUCGUGGGAGUGGCACGAACGGCUACGUACAGCGUAGCUUGGCUUACUUGCGUCCUCGGCGCACUGACAUGCCGGGUUUGCAUCAACUGGGGCAGAAGCCGAUACAGCAGCCGAAAGUACGUAAGGCAGAUCCUUCUUUGCUGCUUCACGAGCAGCUGCGUCGGGUGGAGCUGCGGCUCAUGCAGGAGCGCAGCAAGCUUGAGGAGCAGGGCUUGUCUAAAGCGCGCAUUGAGAGAACAAUUGAGGUCCUCCGCGUGCAGCUAACGAGAGAAGCGCACAUAGAAAAACAGAUAUUGGGCGAUCGAACUGGCACGCAAGAAGGUAUUUUCGGCCGCAGCCUGCUGCAGAUCUCAAGCGGCACUGACACGCAUGAAGGAGCAGCAUGGAAGCAGCGGCAGCUGGAUCAGGUUGCUGCUGCUCUCGGCCUCAGCAGCAACCAUAAAGUUGGGGAGGCAUUCAACUGGGAGCUGCAAAAACAACAAAAAGAACAACGACAAAAAGAAUGGGAGGAGAGAAAAAGACAAAUGAUCGAAGAAAGAAAGGCAGCUCUGCAACAAAUGAGGGAAAGAAGGAAAAGACAAAAACUCGCAGCAAAGAAAAACAAAAAACAUAAAAGAAGCAAAAGCUCCAGCAGCAGCAGCAGCAGCAGCAGCAGCAGUAGUAGUAGUAGUAGUAGUAGCGACAGCAGCAGCAGCAGCAGCAGUAGCGACAGCAGCAGCAGCAGCAGCAGCGAUGAUAGCGACGAUGAAAAGCGGAGGAGACGGUCAGGCCGAGUGAAGCUGCAGGUUAAAGGUGAGGAACGGGAGACAAAGGCAGCAGCAGCAGCAGCAGCAACAGCUGCAGCAGCAGCAGCGGCAGCAGCGCAGCGGGAAACACCUUCUUUCCGUGCCGUUGCAGCAGAAGCCACAAGAGUUUUAAAGGGAUAUGAGACGAAGAGAGAGAGAGCAGAUGACGUGCCUGAUGCGAAGCGGAGAAAGGAGACAGAGGAGACAGAAGCUGACAGCCCCCUCUUCUCUGAGGAGGAGACACAAGAGACAGCCCGAAGAAAUGGAAGCAGCAAGAAAUACAGACGCAGCAUCAGCCGCAGCAGCAGCAGCGGGAGAAGCAGCAGGGGCAGCAGCAGGAGAGGAGGUCGGGAUGCGCUGAAGGACAGAGAGAGAGGAGGAGAUGAAGAGAAAGCUGCCUCCUACAGCAGAUACAGAGAAGAAGAGAGAAACAGAGACAGAAACGAAGACAGAGAAAGAGAAAUAGAAGACAGAAGGGACGACGGAGAGGACAGAGACAGAAGAGGAGACAGAGACGGAGACAGAAGAGCAGAUAGAGAGAGAGACAGAAGAGCAGGCAGAGACAGAGAAGAAGACAGAGACAGAAGAGGAGACAGAGACAGAUUAGAAGCGAGAGGCCACGAUAGACGUGGAGACAGAGACAGAGAACGAGAUGACCGAGAGAGAAGGGGAGAAAGAGGAGGAGACAGAAGAGAGGACAGAGACAGAAGAGAAGACAGAGACAGAAGAGAAGACAGAGACAGAAGAGAAGACAGAGACAGAGACAGAGACAGAGACAGAGGAGAAAGAGACAGGGGAGACGUCAGCGGAAGAGAAACGCAUAGAGAUGGUCGAGAGGGCCGACAUAGAGAAGUGCAGCAACCAGACAACGACAGAAGAGAGGAAAGAGAGAGAGAAAACAGAGGCGGAGAGCGAGAAGACAGUGACAGAGACAGAGACAGAGACAGAAGAGGAGAUAGAGACAGGGGAGCAGACAGAGACAGAGGAGACGAUGGAGGCAGGAGAGGAGACAGAGACGCAGAGAGAGGAGACAGAGAGCGAGACAGAGGAGUAGACAGAGGGGGAGAGAGGGACAGAGGGGAUGACAGAGACAGGAGAGGAGAAAGGGACAGGGGGGGCAGAGACAGAAGAGACGACAGAGACAGAAGAGAAGAUAGAGAUGGAGACAGAGGAGGAGACAAAGGGGGCGCUGGAGACAGAGACAGAGAGAGAGGAGACAGAGAAAGGGGAGAAAGAGACAGAGAAAGAGGAGACAGAGAAAGAGGAGUCAGAGAAAGGGAGCGAGACUAA
This is a messenger RNA of Eimeria acervulina, 2103 nucleotides long. RefSeq lists its product as hypothetical. The record is from RefSeq and is a predicted model, not a curated record. The coding region runs from base 1 to 2103 and encodes 700 amino acids. The transcript has a single exon. Lineage: Eukaryota; Apicomplexa; Conoidasida; Eucoccidiorida; Eimeriidae.